AGUGCAUGUGUUUAAUUGCUACAAUUAGCUAUAUUACAAGUGGUACUUUUCUAUGUUUUAACCACUGUAGCUCAAUCGGAUUCCAGCCAUGUUGGCACUUUUGUUGUUUUUCUGGAUUCCUCUCGUAAUCGUGGCAGGAGAUGAGACACCCAAAGAAAAAAACAACCAAAAAUGGGACAGAAAAACUCGCAUCGACGAAAACACCAAGUAUGAAGACCACCCUGUUGACUUGAGAAUGCUCAUAGACCGAAUCGAUGCAGGAGAUUUGAAGUAUAGAAACAAGCAACUCACCCCGCAGGCAAGAUGCAGAGGGCUGAUCACUGUAAACCGCAACAUUGUACCACUAUUGAUUGCGUACAACAUGGGCAAAACAUUCAAGAUCCACGGUAAAAACGACGAGGUGGCCGAAGUGAAGGUACAAACCGGAUUAUAUGUGUCCAGGAUCAACUCUAUCUGGCGGCAAAACUUUAGAUGUAUGACUGGUAACUCUCUGACAUUGCUGAAUUCCGCUAAACCUAGACCUGUUGUGCCGUUGUUUUACAAAUAGUUUGAAUUUGGAAUAGCGGAUGUGUAUGAAGUUUGAAAUAAAAUAUUGUACGAGUGUU
Molecule: messenger RNA, 605 nt
Organism: Macrosteles quadrilineatus (aster leafhopper)
Lineage: Eukaryota; Metazoa; Arthropoda; Insecta; Hemiptera; Cicadellidae
Exons: 2
Coding region: 89-547 (152 amino acids)
Source: RefSeq, a predicted model, not a curated record